This is a messenger RNA of Aspergillus saccharolyticus JOP 1030-1, 1338 nucleotides long. RefSeq lists its product as uncharacterized. The record is from RefSeq and is a predicted model, not a curated record. NCBI's taxonomy places the organism in Eukaryota, Fungi, Ascomycota, Eurotiomycetes, Eurotiales, Aspergillaceae. The transcript is spliced from 3 exons. The coding region runs from base 1 to 1338 and encodes 445 amino acids.
AUGGCCGGCAAUGAAGAGUCUUCGAAUAAAUUAAAGCAGGCUAUUUCCUGUAAAAUAUCGGAGCUUGUGGCUCUUACUCGCGCUGCGGGAGAUGAUGCGGUCAGUGAUUAUUUAAAGCAGAUUUCGGAAUCGGACAAUCAGCUGUUAUCUCUUCAUCGGGCUCUCGUCAAAAGACUUAGAAGACGGUCCAAACCGUAUACCUCGAUUUCCGAGCGUCAAACAUGGUUUUCGAACUUCGUUUCGCGAAAAGGAGAGAGGCUCUCUGUUGACGAAGCAGAAGCCCUCGCGUCCCUCACGAAGAACUGGGCUCUUGUAGACAUCGAAUGUCUUAAGGCUUGUGCUGAGAUUUGGACUACAUGCCCUCAGUUAUUUUGCGACGGAGUAGCGCCGGAUAAAGAUAUUAUUCGACGGUGCUACCACGAUCUAGAACGCAUGGAAGAUCUUGAUGCAACAAGACGCAAGGUAUUGCUUGUAACUUUAUCUCGACAAGUUUACAAGAGACAGAGCCAGCUUCUUUCUAGUCCAAAAGCGCGAAAACGUUGCAGGAAAACACAGAGUGACCAUGAUAGUCGACACUCUACUUUUCUAAACUCUGCAUUAGUCGACAUAUGUUCACAGCUGUGGGACGACCCAAAGAAGGAUCAAGACACAAGGAGAAAAAGGCUUUCACGCUACUCAUUGUUUGGAUGGAAGUGGGAUAGGUUGACUCACAGUGAAUUAAUACUUUCGCUGACUCAUGUGGCAGCAAAAAGAUUCGAGUUUCACAAGUGGACUUAUAUUAAAAUCGAAGCUUUGAAUGCAUACACGGAAACGUUACCACAGUUUGCCAUUCGAGAAACUUUACAGAAGGCUUGGGUUGCGAUUCUGAACUAUUAUGAAGGCAACACCGCGUUACAUCAGGCAGCGAGGCCCAGCCCUCGGGAAACUGAGGAACCUCAGGUCAACAUCGAUUCAGCACAAUCAUCGGACUAUCGCAAUAGUCCCUCCCUUGGCUUCGAUCUCGCUUUUAUGGAAGAUGUGUUUGCUUCAGAUGAACCCUACUUAUACCUCCCCAAACGUCCAGUCGAAGCAGAUAGAGUUGGCGUUACUGGUGAUUGUUUCAGACCCACUAUGUCGAUUGACGAUAUAAUUGCUUCGUGUAACCCUUGGUUUUCACUCCAUGGUGCUGGAGGGAGUACAAAUGGUCCUCUACUAACUUCAGCCGGGACCCAGAAUAUUGGAUCAACGUACACGAAUGGUCAUAUUGAAUACCAAUCGGCUUUAUCUGAAUCGGGUACGUCGACCAAUCCCACAAAUGCGACACUUGGUCUGUCUAUCGAAGCGACAUCAGAAGCAUAA